UGGCCAGGUGAAUGUCGGGGGGCGUUCUGUGAUUGAGAUGUGGUUGUGACCGUGACUUAGGGACGUUCUUUUGGGGGGCAGAGGAGAACUCUGCCAAAGAGUUGGGUCCUUCCUUCGCGCUGAGGAGGCCUCGUUCCCGGAUCAGGCCUGACCGGGAUAAGUCCCAGAGAGUUGUAAGACGUUGGAUGUAGAAGUUCUUCAUGAUCGGUGUCCUGUACAAACCUAGUUUCCUGUUUCUACUUUAUAUCCUCUCUUCAUGGAUUUGUUGAUGUGACCUUCCAUGCCCAUAACGAAUCAACUGGCCAGUCUUAUCUCUUUUCUGGAAGACCUGUUAGUUGUACGAGAUAUGCUGCUCUUCUUUAUUGUGGGAUUGUUUGUCCACAUUGUGUUCUUCGCCUCCAUCUUUGACAUUUACUUUACAUCUCCUCUGGUUCAUGGGAUGACUCCUCAGUUUACGCCGUUGCCCCCUCCAGCGAGAAGACUAGUGCUCAUCAUUGCCGAUGGGCUGCGGGCAGAUGCACUUCAUGAAUUCGAUGAAAAUGGAAAUCCUAGAGCACCAUUUAUUAGGAGCAUCAUAAUGCGGGAAGGCAGCUGGGGGAUCUCUCAUACGCGUGUGCCAACUGAGUCUCGGCCCGGUCAUGUGGCCGCCAUAGCUGGCUUUUAUGAAGAUGUCAGCGCGGUUGCCAAAGGAUGGAAAGAAAAUCCUGUAGAAUUUGACUCUCUUUUCAAUGAAAGCAAGUACACAUGGAGCUGGGGAAGCCCAGAUAUCCUGUCUAUGUUUGCCAAAGGUGCUACAGGAAACCAUGUUUUUACAUAUAGUUAUGACGCUGACAAUGAAGAUUUUGGUGCCCAGGAUGUAUCAAAACUGGAUACAUGGGUUUUUGAUAGUAUUAAGGAAUUCCUUCAUGCUGCCAGAAACAACCAGUCUUUGUUUUCUAAACUAAAAGAAGAGAAAGUAGUUUUUUUCUUACAUUUAUUAGGAUUAGAUACAAAUGGACAUGCUCACCGACCAACAUCGAGGGAAUAUAAGGACAAUAUUAAAAUAGUUGAUGAAGGAGUCAAAGGACUUGUGUCUCUCUUUAAAGAGUUCUAUGGAAAUGAUGAGAAAACGGCCUUUAUCUUCACCUCUGACCAUGGAAUGACAGACUGGGGUUCCCACGGGGCUGGCCAUCCUUCAGAGACCUUUACUCCUUUUGUCACUUGGGGAGCUGGAAUUAAGUAUCCCCAGAAAGUGUCGGCUCAGCAGUUCAAUGACACACUUUUGAAAGAAUGGAAAUUGGAGUACUACAAGAGGCAAGAUAUCAAUCAGGCUGAUAUAGCACCGUUGAUGGCUUCUCUUAUUGGAGUCCCCUUUCCCCUUAAUUCAGUGGGAAUCCUUCCUGUGGAUUAUCUUAACAACACUGGUGUCUUCAAAGCAGAGAGCAUGUUUACAAAUGCAGUCCAGAUUCUUGAACAGUUCAAGGUGAAAAUGACUUAUAAAAAAGAAGUUACUUUACCAUUUUUGUUUACACCGUUUAAGUUGCUUUCUGAUUCUAAACAGUUCGACCUUUUAAGAAAAGCAAGAUCUCAUAUAAAACAGAGAAAGUAUGAUGAAGCAGUCUUCCUUUGCAAGGAGCUGAUUGAUCUUGCAUUGAAAGGAUUGUCCUAUUAUCACACUUAUGACAGAUUUUUUUUGGGCAUCAAUGUUCUGCUCGGUUUUGUGGGAUGGGCAUCUUAUGCUUCUCUGUUGAUCAUCAAGUCUCAUUCCAGCCUGACCAGAGGUGUUAGUAAACCAGUUAAGAAACCAAACUAUCUCCUGCCAUGUGGUUUUGUGGCUAUUGGCAUUUCAAUGGCAUUUUUCCUGCUGAUUCAAGCCUGUCCCUGGACUUACUACGUGUAUUGUUUGCUGCCAGUGCCUAUAUGGUAUGCGGUUGUAAGAGAAUACCAAGUUAUUCAAGACUUUGUCACAUCACUGUUGACCUACCCCCUGAGUCAUUUGGUUGGAUGCCUGUUAGCUUGUACGCUGGGAGUCGAAGUAUUAGUUCUCAGUUUUUUCUACCGCUCUGUGCUUACUGUUGGACUUCUUGUGUUUGCGGGUUGGCCAUUUACCACUCAGCUGUGGACUCGAGCAAAGAGCACCUCGCUGAGUUGGAUUUUCUUCUGUCUGCUCCUGGCGGUGUUCCCGCUGAUGCCUGUUGUAGGACGAAAGCCAGACGUCUCUCUAGUGAUGAGUGCAGGCUUGCUGGUUCUUCUGCUGUCCCUGUUUGUUAUAGCAUCUCUCAUAAAAAGAAAAGAUGGUUUUGUAAAUGAAAAGCUGUUGUUACAUCUAUCACAGAUGCUGAGCACUGUACUUGCUAUGUAUGUUGUGUAUAGCACUCAUAAUAGUCUGCUUAAGAAACAAGGACUUCCUCUUGUUAAUCAGAUUGUUAGCUGGACAAUAUUAGCCUCCUCUUUCGUCCUGCCCCUGCUGAGCCCCAGGGGCCUCUUGCCGCGGCUGCUCAGCAUACUUGUCUCCUGGAUGUCGACCUACCUCCUUCUUAGCACAGGGUACGAAGCUCUCUUCCCAUUAGUGCUGUCGUGUUUGAUGUUCGUCUGGAUACACAUGGAAGAAGAAACCCUGCAGCAGUCUGGUGUUCCCUGGAAGCAGAAGGUCACCAGUAUCCAGUUCUCCAGCAGCACUGACAUCACCCAGUUUCGGCAGCUCUGUCUGGAUGACAUCCGAAGGGCCUUUUUCCUUGUUUUCUUCUUAGUGACAGCAUUUUUUGGAACUGGAAAUAUAGCUUCUGUUAACAGCUUUGAUCUUGCUUCUGUCUACUGCUUUCUGACUGUGUUCCAUCCUUUUAUGAUGGGAGCUCUGAUGCUGUGGAAGAUUUUAAUCCCCUUCGUCCUUGUGAUGUGUGCAUUUGAAGCCGUCCAGUUAACUACUCAAUUAUCAUCGAAAAGUCUUUUUCUCAUGGUUCUCGUCAUAUCGGACAUUAUGGCUUUGCAUUUUUUCUUCCUGGUCAAGGAUUAUGGCAGCUGGCUUGAUAUUGGAACAAGCAUCAGCCACUACGUGAUUGUCAUGGUCAUGACCAUCGUUCUCAUGUUUCUCAACGGCCUGGCCCAGCUGCUCACGACCAAGGAACUCAGACUGUGUGGCAAACCCAAAAGCCACCUCAUAUGAUGUUGCCGAACCCCCCUUCAGCACCUGGAUCCUGCGUCUCAUUGUCCUUUUCAGCUAAAAGCUUAUCGAAGUUUCAGUAGGCAGAGGGGUGUGACGUGUGGCAUCAAGAAAAUUCCAUGUGGGAUUCUGAACUCACAGGUCAUCUGGAAUAAAGGGCCUUCCAUUUCCUUUGGGUUCUGCGUGCAUCAGGGAGUGGUUAUGUCUGUGGGAAAGCUCUCUCCAUUUUCAUUUUCCCCUUGAGCUGGCAGCUCUUCCUCCUGACGUUUCUGAGCAGCGGUAACAGUCCAGCCCCCAGCUGCGCAGCUCCCCGUGUGCGCAGAGGAGAAGCGCCCCCAGGGCACAUUGCUGAUCAUGUCCAAAGUCAAUGCCUCGGCCCAACCUGAAGGAGGUCCCCAGGUGGCACUGUAAAUACUUACCAAGUCUCUGAACUGGCUUUGCAAAUAGUUGGAACUACUAAACAGUAACACUAGAAAGACCAUCAGGAUGAGUUACUCAAAUUUACUAAAGCUCCUGUAGAUAAAGGAGUGUUUGCGGGUGCUUGUCAUUCUCCUUCAGGAGGCAACAUGGUACCUUAAGUGUCUUAGGGCUGUUUCUAGGGUUUCCGUAACCAACUACUGAAAUGCAGGUUUGACCCUCACUUUUCUUUUUUUGUUUUUGGAGUCUCAUGGAAUUUCUGGAAAUAGGAAAGUAAAAAAUGCUUGGUGUGUCUUGUCCAGGGGCAAAAAAAAAGGAUUCAUUUUUAUUUGUAAAUUCAGUUUCUAUUAACCUCAUAGCUUUUAUUCUGCAUGGUUUGUACAGGGUACUUUAUUUUCUGUUUUUUUUUAUAAGAAAAAGUUUAUUUAGAAAGUUGCAGAGACAGUAGAGGCGAGCCACCUGGGCUGUGUGGACUCAGGAAACAAGUUACAAGAGUAAGAGGGCGGAGGUUCAAGAGAGAGAGAGAGGCAACAGCAACGCAGCCGAGGGAAGAAGAGGGGGCAGAGGGUGCUCCCGAGAGGGGAGCAUCUGGGACAGAGUUAAGUCAGUGGUUAAACUUUUGGAUGAUUCCGGGAGAAUCGAUGUGAACAUUGCUUCUCUUACUGGUUGUGAGAUGCUAGCCCAAAGGCCUAAAGUCCUCUCAUUAAAUUUCAGUUUUUACUUGUGAACUAAUUCUUAUGGACAAAAUAUUUUGAGAGUAAUAUUUAUUUAACUUUUUCAUCAAGCGACCUUUACAUGUCACUGCAGAGUUGGCCUUAUGCCCAUCGUCUGCCCCUAGAGUCUGACUUAGAUACUAAGCUUUGUUGGUCUGAGUCCAAUUUGUAAAAAAUAAUUGCUUCUGAAUUAAGUUAUAGCAUUUCUAACUCACAUUAAAUGAGGAGGAAGCCCUCUACAAAUGACUAAAUCUUUCGGAUUGGCAGGUUAGUGAACACAUACAAUUUACUUUAUUUAAUUUGUUAUUUAUUUAUGUAUUUAUUGUUGACACUUUUACAGAUGUCCCCCAUUUUUUUCCCCCUUUACCCUGCAACAAAUAAAAUUUAGAAGAGUCAAAGAUCAGGUUGGCAGUAUGGACUUUCUUAAUUUCUAUUUAUGAUGAAGUAUAACUAUAACCCAGUUGCGAAAGUACUGUGUGGUAUACCAGCAAAAGCCCUAGAGUAUAGAAGGAAGAAGGACCUACUGACAUCUGUGUGAGACCUCGUGCCCCAGACUGUGACGUAAAACUUGGGUGGACAGCUGAGAGGCAGCCGCGGCAGGCGGUGACGCUGACCGCGAGCCCGUGAACUGUCUCACUGCCUCAGAGGACUUCUGAUCAUUUUUUUCCACAAGCCAGAAAUACUUGACUUUAUGAACACUUACUUAACUCCUUUUAUGUCAGUUUUGCCUUUCAUCUUCUCCCAGAUUUUCACCCAGAAGAACUGAUGAAUAUUUGAUUACAACACUGUAAAAGGUGCUCCGUGCUUUAUCCUUAUUUCGCUCUUCAGAUACUGUUCUGAGUCCGUUGACUUUACAAAACGGGGUUUGGUGCCUGCAGCUGGGGUCCACCUGGAGGCUCUGUGCGGACCCCGCAGGACCACCCCAGGCAGCUCAGUGCGCUUUUGCUAUUGCUCAGCUUUUCAAACAUCUUCAAGUGUUUUGAAAUGCU
This is a messenger RNA of Pteronotus mesoamericanus, 5258 nucleotides long. RefSeq names its product phosphatidylinositol glycan anchor biosynthesis class N (gene PIGN). The transcript has 30 exons. Gene Ontology annotation, cellular component: endoplasmic reticulum membrane. The record is from RefSeq and is a predicted model, not a curated record. Lineage: Eukaryota; Metazoa; Chordata; Mammalia; Chiroptera; Mormoopidae. Gene Ontology annotation, biological process: GPI anchor biosynthetic process. Gene Ontology annotation, molecular function: mannose-ethanolamine phosphotransferase activity. The coding region runs from base 281 to 3142 and encodes 953 amino acids.